Striga hermonthica is the source of this 1971-nucleotide messenger RNA. Lineage: Eukaryota; Viridiplantae; Streptophyta; Magnoliopsida; Lamiales; Orobanchaceae. The record is from the annotation of a GenBank genome assembly.
AUGCUCACACAUUUAUCCAAAUUGAAAGAAGAUGGAGACGAUCAUCCUAGUACAGCCAGAAAAGCCCUCUUAUCCUUCAGGACGGACGCCGCCUCCUGCGGGGAUUCCCGCCGGAAUUCGCCCUCAACCACCGCUAUUUUCAUAUCCCUCGUCAUCUCCACCUGUAUUGGCCUAUCCGCCGCCGUAGCCUUCGGUUUCCUGUUCUUCCACGCGUCCUCACCCGACCCGAACACCGUCGACGAGACCUCCCGCUCUCUUACGAGGCUGAAGCAUCCCGUUGUUUUGCUUAUCUCGUCAGACGGGUUUCGUUUUGGGUACCAAUUCAAGACGGAUACGCCCAACAUCCACCGGCUGAUCCAGAACGGGACGGAAGCCCGAUUGGGCCUGAUCCCGGUCUUCCCGACGCUGACUUUCCCAAACCAUUACUCGAUCGUCACCGGUUUAUACCCCGCUUACCACGGAAUCGUGAAUAAUUUCUUUAUUGAUCCAAAAACGGGCGAUUUUUUCAGUAUGUCGAGCCACGAGCCCAAGUGGUGGCUGGGCGAGCCCAUCUGGGAGACCGUGGCCCGCCAGGGCUUGAAGGCCUCGACUUAUUUCUGGCCCGGGGCGGAGGUUAAACGGGCCUCCUGGGACUGCCCUGAAGAGUACUGCAUGUUUUACAACAGCUCGGUGCCUUUCGAGACCCGAGUCGACUCAGUCCUGAGCUACUUCGACCUGCCAGACGAUGAAAUCCCAUCGUUCAUGACACUGUACUUUGAGGACCCGGACCGCCAGGGACACCACGUGGGGCCCGAUGACCCGCGUAUCACGGAGGCUGUUGCCCGGGUAGAUGCAAUGCUUGGGAGGUUAAUAACCGGUUUGGAAGACAAGGGUGUUUUUGAGGAUGUGAAUGUGAUUUUAGUUGGGGACCACGGGAUGGUGGGUACGUGCGACCAGAAGUUGGUGUUCUUGGAUGACCUGGCAGAUUGGAUCAAGAUACCGAAAGAAUGGGUCUAUUCAUACAGCCCAUUGCUUGCCAUUCGGCCUCCGGCCGGAUUCUCGCCGGAGGAGGUAGUGAAGAAGAUGAACGAGGGGUUGAGUUCGGGGAAAGUUGAAAAUGGCGAGUAUUUGAGGGUUUAUCUCAAGGAAGAGCUUCCGAGACGGCUUCACUAUUGGGAGAGUGAUCGGAUUCCGCCUAUUAUAGGGUUGGUUGAGGAGGGUUUCAAGGUGGAGCAGACGAGUUCGGGAAGGAAGGAGUGUGGGGGUUCGCACGGGUAUGACAAUGCGUUUUUUUCCAUGAGGACGGUUUUUGUGGGUCACGGCCCGCGGUUCGGGAGGGGUAAGAAGGUGCCGUCCUUUGAGAAUGUUGAGAUUUAUAAUUUGGUGACGGAUAUAUUAAACAUUAGUGGGGCUCCAAACAAUGGGAUAUGGCUUCUCCAGGUUUCGGAGCAGGCCUACUUUGCACGAAUCACAGCUGUAGCACAGCUGGCUGGGGUCAUUGUUCCAGAUGGCACAGUCGGGAUUGACUGCUACGCUUGGCGUCCCCACCCAAGUUGUUGGGGUAGACGGGCCCCACCUCUGAAUCAACGAGGGCCAAUUUUCCUCUCGGAAGUUUUUUCUCUUGGUUGUGGUUUGGUCUCGCGUUGGGGUCUUUCAAGAACAGCAAAAGAACAUCCUGAUAUCAUCAUGUUCUUGAAAGUCAAAUUUGACGAGAACAAGUCCAUGUGCAAGAGCUUGAACGUGAAGGUUCUUCCAUAUUUCCACUUUUACCGUGGGGCAGAUGGGCAUCUCGAGGCCUUCUCGUGUUCACUUGCCAAAUUCCAGAAAAUUAAGGAUGCAAUCGAAGUACAUAACACGGCACGUUCCAGCAUUGGACCCCCGAAAGGAAUUGAGAUAACACGGCACGUUCCGGCAUUGGUCCCCCCGAAAGGAAUUGAGGAUCUAAAUCUGCAAGGAGCUUCUUCACCUCCAGAAAAUAGUCCUUUGCCAUAA